AACAAAGGUCAUUUAUUCUCUGUAUCUGUGUGUUGUGUUUGCUUUUUUGAUGCAUUGUUUUGCUAAAGCUUGUGUAGAGAAGGAGACAGUCCCAAGGAACACAUUGUGUUCAUUGAUUUGAUCGCAUUUCUUUUAAAAGUAGGGCAGCAUGGUAGGAGAUAAAAGUUUGGUGUGUGUGGGAGAUUUCAAAUGUCAAGCAGCAAGCAUUCUGCAUAAGAAUGCAUUGGAUUACUACUGCAGUGGAGCUGGAGAGGAGUUCACACUGGGUCUCAACACGGAUGCAUUUCGAAGAUUGAGGAUCCGUCCACGGUUUUUGCGUGAUGUAUCUUGUCGGGACCAGUCGAUCACAGUGCUGGGGACAAAGGUGGCAAUGCCGAUAGGAAUCGCUCCAACUGCAAUGCAGCAGAUGGCACAUCCUGAUGGAGAAUGUGGCAACGCAAGAGCUGCUGGUGCAGUGGGUUGCAUCUUCAUCUUGAGCACAUUGUCCACAAGCAGCAUAGAGGAAGUGGGAUCAGCUGCACCAAACACCAUCAAGUGGUUCCAACUGUAUGUCUACAAGGACAGGGAUGUGACACGCAAACUUGUGAAGCGUGCAGAACAAGCAGGUUUCAGAGCUCUGGUUCUGACGGUUGAUGCUCCAAUGUUUGGAAUCCGCAAUGCAGAUGUCAGGAACAAGUUCAAACUUCCACCACAUCUCAGUCUGGCAAAUUUUGAAGGCAUCAAAGCAACUGGUGUAAAAUCUGAAUCUGGUUCUGGUAUUAGUGAGUAUGUUAACCAACUGUUCGACCCAUCACUGACCUGGGAUGAUGUUAUAUGGCUGAAAAGCAUCACACAGCUGCCUGUGAUCCUGAAAGGCAUUCUGACAGCAGAUGAUGCCACAAUUGCAGCAGACCUGGGUGUAGCUGCCAUCCUGGUGUCAAACCAUGGUGCUCGGCAAGUAGAUAGCACUCCAGCCUCAAUUGAAGCCCUGCCGGAAGUUGUGAAAGCAGUAGAUGGGCAGUGUGAAGUUUACUUGGAUGGAGGAAUAAGACAGGGUACAGAUGUAUUCAAAGCAAUAGCACUGGGGGCAAAAAUGGUGUUCAUGGGACGUCCAGCUCUAUGGGGUUUGGCCUGCAAUGGAGAGGAUGGAGUGAAGUCCAUCCUCAAUAUCGUGAAGACUGAAUUGGAUACUGUUAUGGCCCUUACUGGUUGUGCUACUAUAAAAGAUAUAAAGAAGGAGAUGGUUGUUCAUGAGUCACACUACAGUCACCUGUAGGUGUGAACAGCACUGAUCAUCCACCUGCAUCAGUGCUUCUCAGUUCCUGAGGUCAUGGAACAUAUUUCCCUAUAUUGUAACCUUCUGAAGCAUGAAAUUCGUCAAAAUAAUAUUAAAAAAUUCAAUUCCUUCCUCUCAGGGAACACUGCAGCUCCAUUACACAGACCAGUCAUUUAAUCCUGUUCGAGGAAAUAAUCACUUUUUAUUCUGAGAAUCAUACAAAAACCCAUAAAUGCACUCUGUUAACACAAGUGUGGUAUAUCCUGGUGAAUCGAAGCACGCCUGUGGUCAGAUGCAGACUGUCUGGCUUCAUGUACCACUUGCUUCCAAUCUACACCUACUCCACAGUCAGGAUAACACAACUUUCUGUUGGAGAACUAUGACAUCUCAAAGUAGAUCAUUUUGGGGCCAAGUGUGGUAUGAAAUUUAGUAUUCUGUGAUUCUUUGAAGUGGAGAAGAAAGGUAGUCUUAAAGUAAGUAAAAGUAAAGCUAUCCCUGUAACGGGCCGUGAAGGCCCAUAGGGUUGUGAGACAUCGAGGGCCCC
This is a messenger RNA of Cryptotermes secundus, 1799 nucleotides long. It is a transcript of the gene Hao, whose product is annotated as peroxisomal (S)-2-hydroxy-acid oxidase GLO5. Gene Ontology annotation, molecular function: FMN binding; oxidoreductase activity. NCBI's taxonomy places the organism in Eukaryota, Metazoa, Arthropoda, Insecta, Blattodea, Kalotermitidae. Bases 149 to 1255 code for a protein of 368 amino acids. The record is from RefSeq and is a predicted model, not a curated record. The transcript has 8 exons.